Paramecium primaurelia is the source of this 773-nucleotide messenger RNA. The record is from the annotation of a GenBank genome assembly. Lineage: Eukaryota; Ciliophora; Oligohymenophorea; Peniculida; Parameciidae.
AUGCAACACGACUCUGAAAGUGAAUAAUAAUAUUUCAACGAUGCUGAUGAGUACUUUCUCAAUCUACCAUAAAAAUGUUGGGAAUUCAAAAGAGUUAGAGUACCAAAUAUACUCCCUGGAGCCAAAGAUAUCUAUAUCAAAAAAUGGGUUAAAGUCAAUGAUGUUUAUGAUACUAAACAAUAAAAACCUAGAAUUAAUUAUUAAGCUUCUAUCAAUAGAACACAUUAAGAAUUAUAGAGACUUUUAGCUAAUAGUACUACUAAUACAUAAGAAUUGAGUUAACUAUUACAAAAAAUGACUCAAAUGAAAAAGGUAACCCAAUUAUUUUACUCAUUAGUAAGCUGUAGCUUAAUAACCUAAAAUUAAAAAAGUUGCUGCUCCUAAAUUUUAUGUUUGUCCUGUUACUACUUGUAAAAAGACAUUCUUUGACAAUUCUAAAUUAAGAAGACAUUAAUUAGUACACACUGGAGAAAAGCCAUUUAAAUGUGAGUUGUGUUAGAAAGGAUUCUCUUUAGAUUUCAAUCUAAAAACUCAUAUGCGUACUCAUACUGGAGAAAAACCAUAUUCAUGCAAGUAUCCUGAUUGCCAAAAGAGAUUUAGUUAGUCCAGCAAUCUUACCGCCCACUUAAAAAAUCAUUAAAAUCCUGAUUAUGCUGGUAUUUAUUAUUAUAUAAUAUACAUAGCAUCUGAGAGUGAAGAAGUUAUAGAUGAGCUAGAAGAAGAAAUUGGAGAAGAAGAUAUUGAAUAAUGAAAUUUUAUAAUAAUUAGUUGAC